AUGGACACCGAGGCAACAUCACGCCGGACAACCCACUGGGAAGUCACCAGGCGCAGCCAGCUCAGCCAGAAGAAGAUUAUAACGCCACCAUUUCUCCAGACACUCCAGGAAGCCCACUGGCUGGCCUGCGCAGAGCAAUCUCAAGCCGGUUUUAGGGUACCGACAGCUAACGCAGCUUCACAACCAGAGCCUUCGCCUACACAACCAACUCCUGCUUCACCGCCCUCUGUUUACGGUACACCCCGUGACCACGCGAAUGACUCCAGCAGGUCUUAUGCCACAACAUACGGUUACCAGGCGUCUGCCGGAGCUGGCUCCUAUGCCUCCGCUUCUUACACGCCAGGACAUGACGUGAACAGGGCACCGCAGGGGGAAACGUACGCUGCUACUUACAAUGGUGCCGCUUCCUCUGCUGCUGGUGCUGCCCCCUAUUCGAGUGGUCCCACUUCGUACGGCUACGGUGAAGGCCGAGCCCUGGAGGGCCCUGCCAGUGGUCCAGCAGUGCAUGGUGCACCCACGUCCUCUGGGUCUGCUUACCAGACGCAUGGUUCCCAAGCUUUUGGGCCCUCCCCCUAUUCACAUGUCAAUGCAGAGGGCAUCGAAAUACCUGAGGGAUUCAUCCCUGACCCUUACGAUGCUCCUUCCUCUGUUCCUGGUGCCUCUCGACCUGAUUCCACUGUGCCUGGCCCAGCAGCGCCCCUCCCCGGCGCACCAUAUUCUGCACAAGGAGCUGCACAGGCCCCGCAGGUUGCAGGCAGGCUGGCUUUCCCUCCUGGUCUUGAAUACCUAGCUCAUGUUGAACAGAUAGUAAUACAACAAAGCGUCGAGUUCCUCGAAGUUUUCUUGGGUAUUGAAGGUGCCAACGUCUACGAAGCGAAGAAUUCAAUGGGCCAGCUCAUAUACAACAUUCGGGAAAAUUCCGGCUUAUGCGCCAGGUGCUGCUGCGGUCCAAGGCGGUGCCUCGAAAUCGACGUGUUUGACAGCACGAACACCGUUGUUAUCCACAUUGUGCGACCCCUUCGAUGCUCAAACUUCUGCUGCUUUUGCUGCCUGCAGGUUCGCUCGAUGAAUGGCGUUGUCAUAGGCGCCGUCACCAAGGAAUGGGGCGGACUCGUGAAGGAGUACUUCACAGACUGCGACAGUUUCGUUGUGAGCUUCCCCCUCGACCUAGAUGUAAAUAUGAAAGCUGCGCUUCUCGCCCUAUCUCUGCUCAUAAAAUACGUGGAUGCGCUGUAG
Molecule: messenger RNA, 1236 nt
Organism: Rhipicephalus microplus (southern cattle tick)
Lineage: Eukaryota; Metazoa; Arthropoda; Arachnida; Ixodida; Ixodidae
Product: phospholipid scramblase family member 5
Biological process (GO): plasma membrane phospholipid scrambling
Cellular component (GO): plasma membrane
Molecular function (GO): phospholipid scramblase activity
Source: RefSeq, a predicted model, not a curated record